UGUGGAAAACGUUUUGACUUCAACUCUGAACUCAUCCAAAAUCGGGUCACCCACACGGGAGAGAAGCCGUACCAGUGUGUUGAGUGCGGCAGUUGUUUCACACGCAAAGUAUUUCUCCUCAACCACCACGUACUAAACCCCGGGGAGAAACCUUUUUCCUGUUCGGAGUGUGGGAGAUUUUUUGGGCACAGGUCCAGUUUUAUGACACACCGGAGGAUCCACACUGGCUUUAAACCCACCCCUUUUUCCGAGUGUGGAAAGCGCUUCAAGCAGAAGUCCUACCUGGUGGACCAUUUUGGGUUCAUACUGGAGAGAAGCCGUACGGCUGUGCUGAGUGCGGGGAGCGUUUUACCCGGAGGCUCUUCCUACGGAAACACAGAGCAGGUCCACACAGGAUGA
Staurois parvus is the source of this 399-nucleotide messenger RNA. NCBI's taxonomy places the organism in Eukaryota, Metazoa, Chordata, Amphibia, Anura, Ranidae. The record is from the annotation of a GenBank genome assembly.